GUCGGUCUGAGUCAAGGAUGAGACUAUGUUGUAAAGUUAUUGAAAUAGAAAUCUUCAAAUUGGCCUGACCAGACUUGUACAGAAAGUUUUGACAUGGUAUCAGGUUUUGUUGUGAGCAGUAGACCAGUAGAUGGGAUAUAAGUGGGACAUAGAUGAGUGAUUAUUUUUCACACAAGUGGUGUCUAAUCUUAAUGUAUAAGUAUGUCAGUAGUAAAGAAGUCCUACAGCUUUGUACCAUAUUCAUGCAUUUAUAUAGAUGCACAAUGGCAGGACUUCAAAACGGCAAUAUUACAAAGUUUGAGUUGUCAUAAUAAAUCAGAUGAAGUGACGAAUCGGUUGAGAAAAUUAUGGAUGACCAGCAUGGACUCAAACUUUAUUUUUCCUUGUUUAUCAGUGCGGAGCGGUGUCGAUUUAUAUUUACAAAUCAAGAACUUUCCCCCGGGAUCGGAAAUAAUCAUGUCUGCUAUUAAUAUUCCCAGCAUGGCUCAUAUUAUAAGACAUCACAGGUUGAGAAUUAUUCCCCUUGAUGUUUCUAUUGAAACUGUGGCACCAAAAGUAGAAUUACUAGAAUCUUUGAUAACUCCCAAAACUGUUGCCAUAUUAAUUGCUCAUCUCUAUGGAAAACGAUGUUGCUUGGAUCCGAUCAUUCAAAUAGCUCAGAAGUACAAGGUGGCUGUGAUAGAGGAUUGUGCGGAAAGUUUCGAUGGAUUACAUAAUUUGAGUCACCCAGAAACCGACGUGGCGUUGUUUAGUUUUGGUGUCAUUAAAUAUUUCACUUCAUUUGGAGGAGCUGUAGCAGUAGUCAAAGACCAAUCAGAUUAUGCUCAAAUGAUGAAAUUACACUCCACGUAUCCUGUGCAAAGUCGGCAUGCAUAUUUACGAAAAGUUUUAAAAUAUUGUGCUAUGUAUUUUAUUUUGGAAAGCAAAAGAUUUAUUCAGAUGUCUGUAUAUGUUCUGAACUAUGCCGGGAUUAAUUAUCAGAAUUCUGUAGUGAAAUUAUUACGUGGUUUUCCAGAGCGUUUGAUUGAAAAUAUUCGUUACCAGCCAUCGGUACCCUUGCUGUCUAUGAUGUUGCAUCGUCAUUCACAUAUUGAAUCUGAUGAACUUCAGUUACAAAGAAUGAAGGGUAAAUAUGUAGAAAGUCAACUACCACCUGAGUUAGAAACAGUUGGAACACGAGCAGAAAUAAACAAUUAUUGGUUGUUUCCAAUAUUAGUGGAAAAUCCAGACACCUAUGUUGCUACAAUUAAAGCUCUUGGUAUAGAUGCCUAUCGUGGUGCUACACAGUUAAAUCUCAUUGAACCAGAUCCUGUUGAUACUGGAAACCAGGAUAUCAGUGAGGAAGAACAUGAAGAUCUCCGAAGGAAGAAUCUCUUUUAUUAUCCUCAUGAAGCUAAAUAUCUGAUAGACCAUGUUGUUUAUCUCCCUAUAAAUAAACGUGUACCUUUUCCAGUAUUAGACCAUAUAAUCAAAAUGGCGAAAACAGCAUUACGACUCAAUCAUCAAACUAAAAUACAUACUCUAACACCUUCUAUACAAUCCAAAUUAUAAUACCAAAGUUAUAUUACAUUCUUUUGAAUCAUCAUGAAAAUAGCUGAUAUUGUGGGCUCAAAAAGAUUGUGGGUGUUGUGUGUAAAGAUUACAAUGUACAUGUUGUGUAAAAAUAAAAAAGUCACUUUACAGAUUCACAUUAUAACCAAUCUGACUAAAACAUAGAUCCUAUUUCGUUUUGUUUUUAUAGUUCAAAAUUUCGUUUUACUUAUCUUUACUACACUUGGAUCUGGAAUAGUUGUUAUCAUUGACGUGUUCUAAAUAGUGUGAGGAAUUAGCCAAUGAAACGGUCAGUUACGGCGAGCUUUAGGCGUGUUUUGCACGGAACUGUGGGUAAUCCACUAGUAACAUCAAUGUUGAUUGGUUAAUCAAAUGUUUGACGUCAUAGGGUCAAAAGCCGCUUGUAUGACCUCUGACGUGACCUAUCACUACAACUGGUCAGAUCUUCUUGUACUGUAGGCCAUCGAAAGUAUAGAAAAACAAAACGAAUUAUAGAUCUGUAUUUUAAUCAGAUUGACAUUAUAACUUGAAUGAUUAUUACAGUAGAACAUAAUGUGAAUCCUUGUUUAUAGAAUAUAACAUGAAACAUGAAUCUUUGUCAUAGAACAUAACAUGGAUCUUUAUUAUAGAACAUAAUAUUGACUAUUCAGCAUUUUUUUUUUUUUUUAAACUAAACAUAAAUCUGUAUUCAUAUAUUAAAAGGUAAUUUGUUCAAUAAAAGUGGUGACCGAACACCAAGAGACAGACAUAAAACAAAUAUUAUAGAUCUAUGCAUAUUAUUAUCAAAGAAAGCAACAAUAUUCCAUGACAAUCCAUGUCAACAUAUAUAUAUAUAUAUAUAUAUUCAGUUUUAGAUAUCAAGUGUUCUAUCAUCUUAUCUUUAUUAUUGAUGGAACAAAAUGUAUAAACUUUGAUUUUGAAUAACGUAAUUUUAUUCAUUUUGUGUAAGCUUUAUUAGUGCCUUCUUCAGAUAAUAUCACAUAAUUUAACGCAUUGUCUGAUGGGAUUGUAAAUCAGAGUAACAUGCUCAGCUGAAGUUAAUUUAACAAAGGCUUAAAAUAGUGUCCUUUAUAGUGAAUGCUAUGGCAUAGUCAUAAGGAAUUUUAUUUUAUGAAACAAGUUCAGUUAUGACCGUUACAUGACCUUGUGGGCGUUGGUGCAAGGAAUGAAUGAUCGAAAGGAAAAAGUUAAAGAAAUUCUGAUAGCUUUAUAUAAUACAAUAUGUAUGACUGUACCAUAAAGACUGAUAAACUGUUUCAAUGGCAUUUAGUAAUUGAACUGGAAUAUACAGGUCACAAUUCUAUGGAAUACAAUUACUGCUUAUUACUGAGCAACGUUUUGACUAGGCUUGAUCGAUGAUGACUAGAGAAACCUAGUCAAAAGAUCGCUCAGUAAUAAGCAGUAAUUGUAUUCCAUAGAAUUGUGACCUGUAUACCACAAAGACAUAAUUGGUAUAUGUAAUUACAUGUAUAACCAAGCAUUUAAAUAGGAUCCUAGACAUAUUUAGUGUUUAUCCAUAAUUUGAAGAACCAAAUAUACUCUUCAAAAAGGGUAGGGGAUAUUCAGAAACAAUACAAAACUGCGGAAACUCGCAAAAAGAUACAUUGUGAAAAUGGAUGUUUUUGUCUUAAUAAUGAGUAAUUGCUCCACCAAUCCUCAGACAUUCAGCAAUUCGUCGUGGCAUGCUCCUAAUCAACCAUCCAAUCACGACUUGGGGCAAUCUUACCCACUCCUCUUGCAGUGCCACGGCCAAUUCUUGCAGUGUUGUCAGUUGACGUUGAAGUCGACGAACACGUCUCCCGAUCAAAUUAAACGUAACACACUAAAGCAAAGAUACGCUAAAAGUAAAUCUUAGGCAAGAACCGAAAGGAAAGCAAACAUGGAUAGAUAAACCAGCACGCGGCAGUUUUCAUCAACCCUUCCUUGAAGUGUCAAAUUUGACAAUGAACCCUUCCCACAUGUAUGGCGCUAUUGCGUGUUGUAUGUGCAGCUCAGUGAUUCUGUUGGGGCGAUAAGUUCUUCAUCUCUGAACAUACUCUCAAAGCAUGUCAAAUGUCCAUGGCUAUUUAUCAUAUCACAACCUGCAUAGGUAUUUGCAUUUCAAUACCCCUACUUUUUUUUAAGAGUAUAUUAUAAUUAAUAACAUCUAGUCAGAUUCAAACACUAACCUGCUACAGUAUAAUUAAAUGUAUUCAUUGUUUUAAUUUUGAUCUUAUUGUAUAGUAUUAACUAUUCUCCUACUACACCUUUAUUUAUUGUCUUUAUUUACCAUUUUAAUUAACUAUUUAGUUUAAGUCACUAGUGGCAACAUUUUGAUAAUCAUUACAAAUUAAACUUAAAACUAUUAUAUAUCUCAAUUCUUGUUAUAUUUGUCAUGUUAAUUUUAUGUUUAAUGUUAUAAAAUAUUUAUCUUAUUUGAAAAUAUAUAUUAUGUUUAGAAAUGCUGUGCUACUUACCUACUUACAUUUAAUUUAUCUGUGUUUUUUUUACCUUGCAUAUUUAAGAGACUUACAAAUUUUUAACAAGAAAAUAACUACAGGUAAUUUCAUAUAAUAUUCAAACUUACCUUAGAUUUUUUACUGAAAAUCCAAUUAACAAUUAGCCUGCUUAGAUUAUAAGCAUUAUUAAUCAGCAUCCACUGAACUUCUGAAAUUAACUAUAGGCCAUACUGCAUAAGGCUUGUAAUGUAAGGAAGGAAUCUUAAAAUGGCUGUAUCACAGUGAUGGAUUGGCACAUGGAUCUCAAAUUUUGCUUGCAAUCUAAUCUGUUCUUCCCAUCCCACACGACCCCCUACCCCAUUGCAAUUGUAUAGCAAAGUUAUGCCAACUCUAAAAAAAAAAAAAAAAAUUCUAACAAGGAAAGACCUUCAAAGUUCUAAAGCCUCUUUAAUUUAUGUAUUUGUAUCUGGGCACCACUAAGCAAUUCGUGACCUCAUUCUUCAGUUUGCUGAAAGGUUUGAUUACCAAUAUUUAAAGGCCUACCUGCUAUAUACUUAUGUUCAUGACAAAUUACUUACAUUCUAGGUCAGUAUUUCACUUAAUAAUUGUCCCCCACCAUUUCGAAGAAAGCAGGGGACUAUUAAAAUGGGUUCGUCCCUCUGUCUGUCCAUCCGUCUGUCUGUCUGUCCGUCACAAUUUUUGGGACACAAUAACUCUCUUUGUAAUUGAGCUAGAAUGUUCAAACUUGGUGUAGGUGUUUAUUAAGUCAAUACCUUGAUGGAGUUCGAAGAUGAGCAUUUUCCGCUUAGGGUAAGCGGAGAUAAGCGAUUUGAUUGGUUGAUGCUUUGGGACACGAUAACUUUAGUUCUAAUUAAGUGAGAGUGAUGAAACUUGGUGUAUAGUUUCAUUACAUCAAUACCUUGACUAAGUUCGAUAAUGAGCAUUUUCUGCUCAGAGUAAGCAGAGCGAUAAGCAAUUUGAUUGGCCAAGAUUUUUGAACACAAUAACUCGCCUUCUAAUUGAGCUAGAAUGUUCAAACUUGGUGUAGGUGUUUAUUGGGUCAAUGCCUUGAUGGAGUUCGAAGAUGAGCAUUUUCUGCUUAGGGUAAACAGAGAUAAGCAAUUUGAUUGGUUGAUGCUUAUGGACACGAUAACUUUAGUUCUAAUUAAGUGAGAGUGAGGACACUUGAUGUAUAGUUUUAUUACAUCAAUACCUUGACUAAGUUCGAUAAUGAACAUUUUCUGCUGAGGUUCAGCAGAGCGAUAAGCAAUUUGAUUGGUCGAGACUUUGAAACACAAUAACUCUCCUUCUAAUUGAAGUAGAAUGUUCAAACUUGGUGUAGGCAUUCAUUAGGUGAAUCCCUUGAUAGAGUUCGAUGAUGAACAUUGUCUGCUUAUGGUAGGCAGAGAUAAGCAAUCUAAUUGGUUGAUGCUUUAGGGGCACGAUAACUUUAGUUAUAAUGAAGUGGGAGCGAUGAAACUCUGAAUAUAGAUUCAUUAUAUCAUGACCUUGACUAAGUUCGAUUGUGCGAAUUUUCUGUCUGGGCUAAGGAGCGAUAAGCAAUUUGAUUGGUCAAGACUUUGGAACAUAAAAACUCUGCUUUUAAUUGAUGUAGAAUGUUUAAACCUGAUGUAGAUGUUCAUUAGGUGAAUGUCUUGACUGAUUUCAAUGAUUAACAUUUCAAGCUAAAGCUAAGCAGAGCUAAUCAAUUUCAUUGGUCGAUGCUUUUGGACAAGAUAAUCUUGAUUCUAUCUGAUAGAGAGUGAUGAAACUUAGUGUGUAGUUUGAUUGCUCAAUACUUUUGAAAAAAAAAAUUGUGCGAUUAAUUAAUAUGUGUCAUCUAUUUAUUUUGGGAUUUUGACGGGGGACAUCAGCUUCACUGUUGGCUUGUUGAAUUUGCAUAAUAAUUCUUUAUUUUUUUAUUAGUUAAGAUCUUAUAAAAUCAAAACUUAUUAGAUUUUAACUCAUGUAUAUAUAUAUAUAUUUCAUUAUUUUAUUAAAUAAUUGCCAAAUUCAUCUGCAAUUAUAUAUUUCUGUUUUAUUGUACAUUUCUGACUUUUAUACGAUAAUAAAAUAUAUCCUGUUUUA
Messenger RNA from Patella vulgata (common limpet), 6077 nucleotides. RefSeq lists its product as uncharacterized. Bases 202 to 1551 code for a protein of 449 amino acids. The record is from RefSeq and is a predicted model, not a curated record. Gene Ontology annotation, biological process: polysaccharide biosynthetic process. Gene Ontology annotation, molecular function: transaminase activity; pyridoxal phosphate binding. NCBI's taxonomy places the organism in Eukaryota, Metazoa, Mollusca, Gastropoda, Patellidae. The transcript is spliced from 5 exons.